Molecule: messenger RNA, 3665 nt
Organism: Fopius arisanus
Lineage: Eukaryota; Metazoa; Arthropoda; Insecta; Hymenoptera; Braconidae
Gene: pav
Product: pavarotti
Exons: 2
Coding region: 152-2677 (841 amino acids)
Biological process (GO): mitotic spindle midzone assembly; microtubule-based movement
Cellular component (GO): nucleus; microtubule; kinesin complex
Molecular function (GO): ATP binding; ATP hydrolysis activity; microtubule motor activity
Source: RefSeq, a predicted model, not a curated record
GGAAAACGCGUCUGUUGCCAACGCAUUUCCAACCGUCAAAUCUCCUCGUACGAGUCUGUCAUUUUUCGAGAAAAUAUUUUCUUUUAUUAUUCUACGAGUGAACUGGACGUUCUGUGAUAAUUCCCCAAAUAUCAAGAGGAGCUCUGCAAUAAUGAAGUCAUCUCGUCCAAAGCCUCCGCUGUCAGCGCGAAAACCAGCUCGCCCUCGUUUUCAAGUUCCUCACUCAAAAGAUCCAGUCCAGGUAUAUUGCAGAGUACGUCCCGUGCAGAGUCCUUCGGACAUCUCCUGCAUGAAUGUAAUCUCCCCAACGACAAUUCUGAUAACGCCUCCAGAAUCCUCCACGAAUUUUCGCUCGACCACAAAAGAAAUCCAGACAGUUUUCACAAAAGUCUUCACACCAGACAUCAGUCAACAAGAAAUCUUCAGCGACGUGGCCCUUCCCCUCGUGGAGAACCUCAUCGCCUCGAAAAAUGCACUGCUCUUCACCUACGGUGUAACAGGCUCAGGCAAGACCUUCACGAUGACAGGAGAGAAUGGUAACUCUGGCAUAAUGCCCAGAUGCCUGGACGUCCUCUUCAACAGCAUCUCCUCGUAUCAAGCCAAGAAAUUUGUCUUCAAGCCUGACCCAUUCAACUCGUUCGAGGUCCAAAGUGAAACAGACGCCAUGCUAGAUCGACAGUCAGAGCUGCAUGCAGGUCUGACGACCCCCAGACCCCAGAAAACGAAAUACAGACGUCAGGACAGUGAUACAGACAGCAACCCCCCACUUCCUCGGUCUCCAGACGAAUCUCAUUCACUUCCUGUGGAUGAGGACAGCGUCUACGCUGUUUUCAUAAGUUACGUUGAGAUAUACAAUAAUUCCGUGUACGAUCUCCUGGACGAGGAGGAGCCUAAGGGGAAGACUCUGCAGUCAAAAAUACUCAGGGAGGAUGGCAACAAGAACAUGUACGUUCACAUGGUGACGCAGAUCGAGGUGAAGAGCUCUGAGGAUGCCUUCGAGGCGUUCAGGAGAGGUCAGAGAAAGAGGAGAGUGGCUCAUACUGCACUUAAUGCUGAAUCCUCGAGGUCUCACUCGGUUUUCACAAUUAGACUGGUUCAAGGACCCCUGGACAGCCAGGGAGAAAACGUUGUCGAUGAUAAGAGAUUGAUUUCUAUAUCUCAGCUGUCUCUGGUGGAUCUGGCUGGCUCAGAAAGGACCAACCGGACCAAGAACACUGGACAACGUCUCAGGGAGGCUGGCAACAUCAAUAAUUCGUUGAUGACGCUUAGAUCUUGCCUGGAGAUCCUCCGGGAAAAUCAGACCUCUGGAUCGAACAAGAUUGUCCCAUACAGGGACUCAAAACUCACACACCUCUUCAAGAAUUAUUUCGAUGGAGAGGGCAGAGUCAGGAUGAUUGUGUGCGUUAAUCCACGGUCCGAUGAUUAUGAUGAGACAAUUCAGGUGAUGAAGUUCGCUGAGAUGACGCAGGAGGUUCAGGUUGCUCGCCCCACUGUACCCAAGAUCGAGCUUGGGUUUACACCGGGGAGGAGACAGGCUAAUAAAAUAUUCAAGGAGGCUAGGAGCCGAUUGGAGAAUAUGGGGAGACCUGAGGCUGCGAAUAUCGAUCUUGACUUGGGGCUUGUUUAUUCACUGGGUGGACCCUUUCCUCCUCUGGAGGUCAAUAAUCCCCAUCAGGACGAGAUAAUUACAACUCUCAUGAGAUUUUUGGAGCACAGAAUUGCCAGGAGGAAUUUGCUCAGUUCUGAUCUAGAGACCAAGCAGAACGACUUCAGGAAGAUGCUGCAUGGUCUCGAACAGGAGAAUAUGACAUUCAAGGUUGAGAAUGCCUCGCUGAAGGCAGCAAACUGUCAGCAGAAGAAGAAACUUACUACCCUCGAGGAACAUGUGUACAAAACUGAGAGUCAGAUUGACAGUCUCCUGAGAAAACUCAAUACUGCUAAUGAGACAAUUACAAAGCUGCAGGUGGAGUUGAAAGACAAAGAUGUAUGUCUCAAUCAGAGGCUCAUUGAGAAGCAAAAAGUGAAGCAGAGGUUCAAUACAAAAAUGCAGCAGGAGACGGAUAAAAUGAAUAAAGAGCUUGAGAUAAAAUUGAGACAGCAGAGGCUCAGGAUGCAGAGCCAGACGAAAGCCACUGAGGAUAGGCUGAGGCUCGUCAAGAAAAUCCUCGACGAUGACGGGAAUAUUAUUGCGCCUGUGGAGAUGGAGAGGGAGGAGAGGAUACCUGAGACUGUCUCUGGGAAGAUUGCUGCUGCUGAUGGCAGAUCGAGGAGGGACAAAGUACCUGUGUCCAAUUUGAGACACAGGAGGAGUCAGAGUGCUGAUCGCUGGGUGGAUCACAGACCUGGGGCAUUGGUACCUAUUGGUACUGUUCUACAGCCUCUCAUGAGGAGGAGAAGAAGCAUCAGUAAACUCACGGAUCCCAAAGAGAUUACUGAUGGCGCCUCCAAGUAUUGUUUGAUCGCCCAGGAACAGGACACCGAUGGCGAACUGGAGACAAAACUUUAUAAGGGAGAUAUUGUGCCCACAAGUGGAGGAGGGGCUCAAGUCGUAUUCAAUGAUGUUGAGUGCCUUAAACAGAUGUCCCCAACUGCCAGGAGAAAGAGGAGUGGAGUCAACGGGGAUGAGAGAACAACUGAGGAGAAUGGCGAUAGUAAGAGACCCAGAGUUUUUAAUUAACUCACGAAUUCUUCAUUUUAUCGAUGGUUUUACCAUUAAUUAGUCCAUUAAUUUGUGCUUAACGACAUUUGAUAACUGUUUGUAAUAAUAUUUACAAAAAUAAAUUAAUCAUUAUUUAAUUCGUAAUUUCCUUUAUUAUCUUCAUGUCUUCUUUCAGUUUUUUUAUUCGUUAAUUACUAGAAUUCCUGGGCAGUCGAGCCGGAAUAUUAACGACUGAAUACUGAAUAUAUAUACAACAAUUUAUUUAUCUUACGACAUUUUUCGAAUUUUUAGUUUAUUGAAAGAAAUCUUUCGAUUUGGUUUUGUUUCAACUGUGUCUCCGUGGUUAUCGUGAAAAAUUGAGGGGUCGUAUUGUCGCUGAAGUAGUCCUUUAGUGGAGUAUAUCAUUUCAAUUGAAAUUUUUUUCAUUACUUCGUGUAAAUAGGUGAAAAAUAAAAAGACAGUUGUUGAUAUUUUCAUCUCUCUUUUUAACAGCAAAAAUAAUAGGACUCGCAACCGUUGAUAUGGAUAAGCAAAGAGUGAAUAAAGUUUUUCGUACAAAAAAGGUGGACGUUAGAAAAACAAAAAUGAUAAAAUUUCUUAAUUCAAUUUCUUAACUCUAGGACGCAAAAUAGAAACGAUUGAGCGUAUUUUCGCAUUUUUCCUUACAUCUGAAUAUUUUAUCAAUUAUUUUUCUGUGUUUUAAACACACAACCAAAUGUUGUCCUUGAAUUCUCCGGAUGAUAACAAUUUCGAAGAGAACAAUAGAAAAAAAAAAAUAAGAACUGCAAGAAGAAUUAAUUAGACGCGAAAUAAAAAUUGAGGACUAGAUAGUGUUUUCACAUUAACUCUUUAAAAAAUAAAUUUUAUAUUAAGUUGGGGCAUUUAUCGAUUUUACUUCUCAUGAAUUAUAAAAAAAUGAUUAUCGAUAAUAGCUAUGAUUAAUAGUUUCUUUUUUUUUCUCAAUAAUUUCAAAGGUCAUAACAUUAAUUCUUACUGUAUCAUUGAU